Molecule: messenger RNA, 2838 nt
Organism: Triticum aestivum (bread wheat)
Lineage: Eukaryota; Viridiplantae; Streptophyta; Magnoliopsida; Poales; Poaceae
Product: putative cysteine-rich receptor-like protein kinase 20
Exons: 7
Coding region: 1310-2575 (421 amino acids)
Biological process (GO): protein phosphorylation
Molecular function (GO): ATP binding; protein kinase activity
Source: RefSeq, a predicted model, not a curated record
GGCUCUCUGGCUCAUGUUCAUCAUCUCCUUCCUCUGAUUCCCUUUCUAUUGAGGUUCUCCUGUAAUUCGAAGCUGUAAUCGGUGAAUUAGUGAUGAACUGAGAGGAAUAGUAGUGUGAUAAAACACGCGGGGCCUCGUCCACCUCCUGGUUGACGUCCAUGAUCCAUCCAGCCAUGAUACUCCAAGUCGAAACCAUCCUUCGCUGUCGCUGGUACUUCUCCGAAUCCACUCGCUAGUCGCUCCUUUCUCCUGGAGGCCUAACCGCGCCCCCUGCCUGUUUUUCCCGUUUGGAAUUGCGGCAGAGGCGGUGUGAGACGGGGCCGGAGUUCGCAGAAACGCCGCGCCCGCAAGGCGUUUGUGGAAAUGCCGCAGGGGGAAGGAAAGCCAUUGUAUCCUGACGCGCCACUUAGAGUGGAUCAGAGGAUGGUUGUGCAAGUGCCACAACCAGCGACAUAGUUCAGUUAGAAUCCGGCGAUGGCUUAUUCCGUUCUCCGUCGGCUGCUUUGCUUAGUCGUCUGGUGGUCAACAGUGCACCGACAAGACCGUAUUCUGAUGAAGCAACAUUGGGUCUAUGAGCUGUAUCAGUGGAGAUCUUCUCUGCAGCAUAGGGAUUUGAGAAAAUGUCGCAGGAGGAAAUCCGCCGGUCAGAUGGAUGGUUCUCGGACUCUGUCCAGCGAGGGAGGAGGAAAACUUCGACUUUUCUUUCUUGGUGCGCGCGUACAAGGUGGAAAUCCAGUGCCUAUGACUACAGUUGUGCAAUGUCCACCUUCUAGUGAAUUCCUACUUUUGAGCGGCACAUCACGGGAACCUUCGUGGCAAAGUCCCAUUGUCAUCAUAUUCACAAUGAAGAUAAAAGGUCAGCAGAAACUUCCUGGGAAUUUUGACGUUGCGUCUCUUUUUGUUCUUAACUGGUCACCCUUUCUCUGAAUCAACAAUUCCAUGUGGCUGUCACAUCAUUGCAAGAUUCCUAGGGAGAUUUAGUCCAGAUGUUUGACACUUGACUUUGAAUUUUUUUUUCUCAUCAACGGGCCCAGCGGGAAGCCCCUUAGAAAAUCAUAUAUAAGAUGCUGUGUUUCAGCACAAACUCCUUCGCAGCCUUUCACCAAGUUUUUCCAUUGGGUUCUUAUUUUGAGGAGGUGCUCUCCUUAGCACUUCUCUUGGAGGAGAUGGCAACAAAGAGGUAUUAAGCUAGACUACUUAAUGCACAUCCUCUCGAAAUUAUUAACUGAACCGAGACUAAUAUGUGGUCAGUUAGAAGUAUGGCCAGCUGGUAUUUGUUUUGGUUCUUUUUGUAAGACCUUCCCACGCAAUGCAUACUUCAGCACUGAUUGAAGCCAAAGCUGAGACAGUUGAAUCAAGACUUCAGGGAGUAAACAGAAAUUUGCCAGGAAAUAAAGAACAAUUAACAAGAAGCAAUAUUUUCUAUGGAUCACGAAAAAGCAAGGUUAAACGGCUUGCUGUGGGCAAGGACAUACUUGUAAAACUAUUCUGUGCUGCAAGACGUCCAAGAUUAUUGUUCUUUAAUCUUUCUCAGGUUGAAAAGUUUACGGAAAAUUUCAAAUUGGAUAACGUGGUUGGACGCGGUGCUUUUGGCUACGUUUACAAGGGAAAACUACCUAGCGGGGUUGAGAUUGCGGUCAAAAGAUUUGCAGCAUCAUCAACUCAAGGUUCAGCAGAAUUUACUGCUGAGAUUGAAACAAUUGCAAAUCUUCAACAUAGGAAUGUUAUAAGGCUACUUGGGUUUUGCAUUCAAAGAGAAAAGGACUUUCUGGGAUUUCAAAUUCAGCAGGAAGAGAUGAUUCUUGUUUACGAAUACAUGCCAAACAAGAGCUUGGCCUCUUUUCUAUACGACUAUACAAGCACAGGAGAAUCACUUAAUUGGUCUAAGCGCCUCCAUAUAAUUGAAGGGAUAGCUCAGGGUCUUGUUUACCUGCAUGACCUAUCGUCUCACCAAUGUGUUGUCCACAUGGAUUUGAAAGCCAGUGAUAUAUUGUUAGAUUAUGAAAUGAACCCUAAGAUUUCUGAUUUUGGGAUGGCUAGGAUAUUACCUUCUAGCGGGACUGAAGGGACUUCGAAGACUGUUAAAGGCACAAGUGGUUAUAUGGAUCCUGAAUAUGUCAGGUUUGGGAAAUUCUCAGUGAAGUCUGAUGUGUAUAGCUUUGGCAUCAUGAUUCUUGAGAUAAUAAGUGGAAAGAAAUGUCAUUCCAUAUUAUCCAAUGGAAAAAUGAUGCAUCUACCGAUGCGUGCCUGGAUGCUAUGGGAAGCAGGAAAGUCCCACGAGCUUGUUGAUGUAUCAUCAUCACCAUGUAACAACCAACAAGCAGCUCAGAUCACCAGAUGCGUUCAUGUGGCGCUACUGUGCAUUCAAGACUAUCCGAGGCAGAGGCCUACCAUGCCGGAUGUGCUUCUUAUGCUGCAUAGUGAGAGCGUCGGCUUGCCUACACCUAGCAUGCCACCCAACCAUCAAGCUGAAGCCCUGACGCUGGAGGGGUUCGGGGAGGUGAACGUACCAUUACAACCUGUUCAGGAGAUGGUCACUUCGUUUUUUUUGAAACAAGAGAUGGUCACUUCGUAGUGCAGAGAGUUGCUGAUAAUCUCUGAAUGCAUUUGCAGGACUAUCUUUUAGGAGUGGUAUAUUAAUUGUACAGCCACUAGCUCGUCAGUAGCCAACAAAUAAAUAUUGGUGCUCUGUGCCUUACAAAAAGUGGUGCCUGAAUGUAACCUGAAAUUCAUACGAUUUGUUUGCCUGACCAGGCAGGCCGAGGGACAUGUUUGGUUGGUGGCCUUUGCCUGAGGAGAAAACGUAAAGUUCAAACCCGUGUUGUGGACGAGUUAACA